Messenger RNA from Coniosporium apollinis CBS 100218, 495 nucleotides. RefSeq lists its product as uncharacterized. The record is from RefSeq and is a predicted model, not a curated record. Gene Ontology annotation, molecular function: DNA binding; protein heterodimerization activity; structural constituent of chromatin. Bases 1 to 495 code for a protein of 164 amino acids. The transcript is spliced from 3 exons. Lineage: Eukaryota; Fungi; Ascomycota; Dothideomycetes. Gene Ontology annotation, cellular component: nucleosome.
AUGCCACCAAAACAAGCGGGCCGCAAAUCCGUCGGGCGCAAAUCCUUACCAGCAGCCAAACGCGGCGGGAGAAAAUCAGCAGCGAGCGCAUCAACAAGCACACCAAGACGGGCCUCAAAGGCGGUAGCGAAGAGGGGCAGGCAGUCACACGUAGAGCCUGGCGACCCGGUUCCUCGAGCAAAGCGAAGAUACAAACCUGGGGCCCUUGCGCUGAAGGAGAUACGGCAGUAUCAGAGGAGCACGGAUUUGUUAGUUGCGAAAUUGCCGUUUUCAAGAGUGGUCCGAGAAAUAGCACUCAAUAUGGUCCCUACCGGCGAUACUGUGCGCUGGCAGUCGCAAGCUAUACAAGCGCUACAGGAGGCGGCGGAGGCUUUUCUCGUUCAUUUGUUCGAAGACACGAACCUUUGCGCCAUUCAUGCGAAGCGAGUCACCAUCAUGCAGAAAGACAUCCAGCUUGCGAGGAGAAUCAGGGGGGCAUGGGGCGGCGCUGGUUAG